This is a messenger RNA of Symbiodinium natans, 1044 nucleotides long. Lineage: Eukaryota; Dinophyceae; Suessiales; Symbiodiniaceae. The record is from the annotation of a GenBank genome assembly.
AUGGUCAACACAGACGAGACGAAGCAGAUGGAAGCAGCCAGGCGCGGGCGAAAGCUGUUUGGGCGGACGCUCAUCAACAUCUUCCAGCAGGAGCUGAACGAGCUUUGCUCGACGCUGGAAGCCAGAGACUGCCGGCACAUUCGCUGCCUGAGACCGAAUGAUGAACAGAAGCCCUUGUUCUUCGACGACAAGUCUAUGCUUCGGCAAUGCCGCUAUAGUGGGUUGCUCGAGGCGACGCGUAUCCGAAGGCAGGGCUACGCCCAUCGAAGGUCGCUCUCACACUUUGCAUCAAGGUACGCACUACUUCUGGCCACUCCAGAGGCUCGACGUGGGGCCCGACGCACGAUGGAUGCUCCCGCCUGCAUUGCCAUCAGCGAGGUGGCAGCGUUUGGCGGCGUCUCUCGCGACGACCUGCGGAUCGGGGCGACCAAGGUCUUCAUGCGUGCGCCUGCCCUUGCGUGGUUGGAGAGCAGGAGGUCCCUGCAUGCCUCCCUCACUAUCCUCGCUGCCCUCAGGGGCCACAGGGCUCGGCAUGCCUAUCAGCAGAUCCGUCGCAGCGCGCUGAAGCUGCAGGCCUUGCAAAGAGGCCGCGCUGGGCGGCGGCGCGCAGGGCGCCUUGCUGCGGAGCGAGCGCGAUACCAGGCUGAGCGACAGGCAGCAGAGGCAGCUGCGGCUGCAAAGGCUGCAGCUCGCGCUCGGGCUGCUGUCUGGGAGGACGCAGCCUUGCAGCUCCAGUGCAACUGGCGUGGAAGGCAGGCCAGGAAGGCUCUGGCCGCUGCACGUGAAGACCGGCGGCGCCGCAUUGAGACCCUUGCGGUGGCAGCCGCCAACGCGGCCACGACUCCGCUGGAGGCGAAGAAGGUUGCCACCUUCACAACAGCUCCACGUGCAGAUUCAACCAAGAGGCUUGUCGGCGAGAUCCGACUGGGCCAGCCGCAGUACGGCCAGCGGUACACGAGGCAUGGUCUGCACCGGUUGGUCCCAAGCUAUUCCAUGGUGUGGCAGGCCACUGAAGGACCACGAGAUUCGGGCAGCCUGCCGUAG